Messenger RNA from Anarrhichthys ocellatus (wolf-eel), 3319 nucleotides. It is a transcript of the gene cmtm4, whose product is annotated as CKLF-like MARVEL transmembrane domain containing 4. The transcript is spliced from 4 exons. NCBI's taxonomy places the organism in Eukaryota, Metazoa, Chordata, Actinopteri, Perciformes, Anarhichadidae. The record is from RefSeq and is a predicted model, not a curated record. The coding region runs from base 890 to 1516 and encodes 208 amino acids. Gene Ontology annotation, cellular component: membrane.
AUGAAGUAGCUACAAUAUAAAGUCCAUUCUGCAUCCACACUGUAAUCCUGUGGAGAGUAUAAUACUUGUAUUAUUGAAAUACUUUCAUCAGGCCUGGCUGGAGGUAACGAGCAGGACUGCAGAUGGCACACAAACGGUGAGGAAGGACCAGUCCGAGAAACAGGAGAGACAGAAACAAUGCAGCAGAGCCCGGAGCUGUCGGCGUGGUUCCGGCUGGAUUCGUUUUGCAGGCUGUUUGGGAACACUUAAAACGGGCGCAGAGAUCGACACAAGAAUGUGCCGUUUUCAGAGGGGCGGAGACAAGCUUGCCUUGCAUCCAUAGCGAGUCGAGCGGCGCACGGGCACAGCCUCACUGUGGGCUGCCGUAGAGAGACUAUAGCCUAAGUUUACAAUAGGAACCAAUAAGAUCCUCUCGGUUCUUCUGGGCCACAAUGGGUGGAUGUUUUUUCGGCCGCAGAGAGGAGUCACACAGCCCCCGGUAAGCAUUGUUUCGGUGCUGCUGAACUAACCAGAAUCGUCCACGGUGAAGUGACACUAGGAUUCGUACUAGUGGCCCGCUAACAUAGUUAGAAGUGCGGCUCUUUAGAGAGAGACGCAACAUUGCAACCAGGAGGAAACAGCGCAGGGUUACAUAAAACGGACCCCAGCCUGGUUUUUGCAGCGCGCAAUAUUGAAAGCGCACCCGUCGCGGCUGUUUCCCCCCGUAGGGUGGCCAUGAAGAGUGGACUGCCUGGCUUCUUUUCUCCAUCCACUUCCAGCCUGCAUGGAACAAAGUGUGCUUUUCUGAAACACAACCUGCGCUCGUGAGGUGGAUCCAGGCGGUUUGUCAGCGUGUGUUUGUGUGUCGUAACGUUGCCAGUCGAGAGUCCAGCUUCCCCCGACAGUCAUCAUGAGGACCACCGAGGAGGCAGAGGGCUUUGACGGCGAGGCCUCCAACACUUCUAUGAUCUCCGGGGCCAACAGUCCGUAUCAACCCACCACCGAGCCCGUCCAUUCGAGGAACGUGUUGGGGGGGAUACGGUGCGACAUGGAGUACCUAAAGUCAUACUUUGGGAUUUUAAAGAUGGUUGAAGUGGUCCUAUCACUCAUCGGAUUCAUCUGCAUAGAGACUAUCAUGAUGUGUUCUCCCUGUGGAGGAGUGUACUUCUUUGAGUUUGUCAGCUGCAGUGAUGUCGUGGUGACAGGAGUCCUCCUCCUCAUCUUCAGCCUCAACCUGCACACCAAGGUGCCCCACGUCAACUGGAGCCUCACGGAUCUGGUUAACACGGCUGCCAGCACCUUCUUUUUCUUCUUGUCGUCUCUUGUGUUGGCCUGCAUCAACCAUAACACUGGAGCUGAAAUAGCAGCAGUGAUCUUUGGCUUCCUCGUGACAGGUGUGUAUGGUAUAAACACCUUCCUGGCGGUGCGGAGGUGGCGCCGUGGCAAUGGGUGUCAGGGGGCGGCUCAGACCAGCGAGUACAUGCGAGCGCGCACAGCAUCUCGUGGAGAAAUGGAGGCAAGACCUGAGCUUGCGUGAGAGCUGGCAGACAAUCGGACUAAAUGAAAUUAUUUCAUUCAAGUCUUGAGUGGAAGGGCCAUCUCAAGAUCACCACAUGCUUGUGACUUCUCCUGACAAACACCUCGGCUGUGCUUUCUGCCUGCCCAGCCACUGAAUGAAUCUUCACGUCAACGUCACAGUCUGAGGCUUUGUUUUUCAGGCACCCUGUUUUCAGUGACACAUAAAUACUCUGAAGUGAAGAGCUCCGGACAGAAUUGAAGGUAUUCUCUGUUUCACCCACAUGUCUUUCUAAGUCGGUAUGAAGGAUAACUUCCACGAGGAGCCAAAAGAAGAAGAAGAAGAAGAAGAAAAGACUGACUUCACUCCAACCGUGCACUAACUAGGUGUUGACUUUUCAUAAAUUUUUGUGUUUCACUGUGAAAGAAGUCGAGUUAAAGAAGGUCAACUUUUGUACAGUCUGCUUAUUUCCCACCGCUGGCUGUGAAGCCUGUGGUAAUAAAUGUGACCGUGGGUUCAGGAAACCACUGGACCAGAAACAUACAGUUAGCCUGCAGCACAACAGAAGCACCAUAACUUUACUGUCCUUUCUUAGAUACUGACAUCAGCCUUUGGUUUCUACCUGUGAGCAAGGCUGUAGAUAUUUUCAUCUAAAGAAUACACAUGCUGAUGUUUGUUUCUCUUUCGUCUUGACUAACUUUACAAAUGCCUUUAACAUGUGACCUUUAGCCGCUAGUAAGAUCUCUCCUUCCAGCAGUUAUACAGUAACAGAACAAGGUCAUUCUUAACUGCAAUAAAGACGGGGCAGCACAACAAAAGUUCAACUUUUUGAAAUGAGUGAAAAAGAUCUACUUACCAAAAUAAAAGUACCUUAUUCCAUCUAUUUGAUCCCCAAAAUAUUCACACUAGCAUUCCUAAAAUGAGGGCAACACUGUGAGCCAGGAGUGAUGAAGCUAUUGGUAGCUCGUUACUUUUGCACAUAUCCACAGCUUCAGGUAACGGAAAUGUUGACGGUGCAUCAGUGAGAUUCAUUUUGAAAUCAGUAGGUGACCUGGUGACCAGUGCCCUACCCCGAAUGGACUGUUUCUCAGGUAUCGACACACUCCUUCCGUCUUUGAAACGUAAAAAAAAGAUUUGAAAUGAAAUCCCAGGGUGCCUCGAACUGAACGUUGUAUUUCGUAAUGCUUUUCUAAUUAUUAGACAUGACAGGACUAUCAUAAAGAAUGAAAAUUACUGUAACUGAUACUUUCAUUAAGUGAAGGUAGAGAUGGUCGGAUGAAAAUGCAGUACUUUUAGCAUUAUUGUCUCAGCUUUUAUUAAAAUGUGUGCAUAUAUCUACAGUAUAUUAUCACACUUCAUGUAUUAUGAAAUUACUAUCAUUCCACAUUGCAGCUAUUAUAAAGCGCAAAACAGAUUCUAUUUGUUUUUCUGUUCCCCGAACAGAAAAAAAUGCUUUAUCUUGAAAAUUCACAUUUGUUUUUGAAGAAGGAAGAAAUGUAAACUGAAUUUUUGGUGUCUGAUAUCGUUUGAACGCAUUGAAUUCACACUACAGUUACAGGUGUGCGGUUUAUUUGUUGUAUAAGACGUCUAAAUAUAAUCAGGCUGAGGUGAGUUUGUGCUGGGUCUAAGUUGACUCUAUGGCGCCACCUCCUGGUCGUCAUCUAAAAUGUAUUCCUUGUGACUUCAGGCGACUGUUGCAGUACAGCCAGAUAAGUGCGUUGUGUGUGAGCGCGUCUGUGCGCAUGCGCAAAUGUGCAAGAGAAGGACUAGAAAUGUGUUUGACUGUGGGUUAAAAUGAAAAUAAAAACUGUAUGGCUUCUUAAA